GCUUUAGCAUCUCUAGUAAAUAUGUAAACAGAAAAAAAAUCAAAGUCACUAAAAAAAAGGGUGCAACGGCGAAAUUGCAUUUAAAUCCGGGCCUAAACAAGUGUAUAUUAGUUCGAAGUAACCGCAGCAGGCGGGGGGAGGUGGCAGAAACUCGGUGGGAGGUUAUUCCCUCCCACUCUAUAUCUCAAGCUCGCCUGCUCGCUCUCUCCCACACUCUGUUUUGAAUGGCCAUGUGUGCGUGCGAGUGAAAGGUGGGGAGCUUUGGCUGGCGGAGUAACUGUAACAGUUGCAGUUACCUGUCCAAAGCGCCAAGGAGCGGCGCCCAGUUUCAAGAGAUCGUACCUGACAUGGAUGACACGGAAUUUAUGUUUAACGAGAAGCAAUCAAUUCGGGACUCUUCGAGGACCCUCAAGCGCUACGGCAGCACCUGCUGCAACAGCAUGCGAAACAAUGAGACACUCAUCCGGCACAUUGUGGAGAAGACGGACACAUUGCAGGGCAUUGCCCUCAAAUACGGAUGCACGACGGAGCAAAUAAGACGCGCCAAUCGGCUCUUCGCCUCGGACAGCCUGUUCUUGCGUCAGUUCCUGCUGGUGCCCGUGGAGAAGAACUCACCGUAUUAUCCCCAGGUGCCUGGCGGUGGCGAUGCCAUAGCCGCCUUCGAUGCUGUGCUGGCCACGCCACCGGGCACUCCUGAUGCCAAUGGACAACGGGAGGCGCAUAACAAUGCCAACAACCUGAGCCAAAGCCACAGUUUCAUCAACAGCAGUGGGAACAGUACCAGCAGCAGCAGCACCAGCAGCAGUAGCAGCAGCAGCAGUGGUAGCAGCAACAGCUGUAACACCAGUGGCGUCCCUCCCACAACCGGUGGAUCGCGCUCCGGCAACGGAAAUGGCAGCCAACAGCCGCCACAGCGUCCCUACUCCAUCGCCGGUGAGCUGCUUAUGGGACAGACCGGUGACGAGGAUCCCGCCAUGAUGCAUGGACAUGGCGGAUGCAGUGGCAAGCAGAGCAAGAGCCUGGACUCGGUGGCUGCCAUGACGCCGGAGGAGGAGAACAGGAAAUGCAUGAACGACUUCCUUAACAAGAUUGACAACACCAUCUCCGAGUCGCGCAAAUAUGUGGAACGCUCCAAGGACCUGGUCAGCAGUCAGAGUGAUGCGGACAUCUGUGUCAGUGCCAGUGCCGACAUAUUCCCGCAGCGCCGUCAUCCCCUGAACAACUCCUACAAGACCAACAAUAACGACCGUCCGCCGCAGUAUCAGCGUCACAGUUCGACGGGCAGCGGGAAUUCCUCAGAUACGGCGCAUCUGCUGAACACGACGCAGACGCGCAGAGUGCAGAACUCGCUGAAGCGACUGGAGAAGCAGCAGGACGACUUCUUUGAGUUGUAGCAGCUGCCGCAAAAAUCUAGCCUAAUUACGCUGAGGAGUUAAUCUAAUAAAUCGUUUUAAUAUUGCCGCGCAUUCGGGGGUAGAAGCGCGCAUUCUAAAUGUAAUUAUAUAUAUAUAUAUAUAAUCUGUCGACACAUAUGCGAUAUACCUUACCGAUACGAGAGAUACCUAUUAAACAUUAAACAUAAGCUGUAACACUGAGCUAAAACCUCAAACUAAAACUUCAAAAGGAAGCCUAAAACUAAGCGCUGCGCUCUGUAAACCUGUAGUACGAUGACAAGGCAGUUCCGUUCCCCAUUUUUUGCCGCCAAUUUGCUUGCAAGAAAGCCUUCUAUAUUGCCCAUUGUCCUCCUGCCCCACAUUAUGUUUACUUUUUUUGUAUGACUUUUAGCUUUAAUCGCACUGUGUAUAAAUUUAGUUAUGAGAAUUAUUAAUGUUAAUUGUAUAUAUAUCUAUAUAUAGUCGCUAGCAACAUUAACAACACGAAAUUGGCCAACUGUUGACGUGUAUUUUUAAUUUAUUUCAUAGCCUUCCCCAAGUAUUAAUUCCCAAAUUCCAUUCUGUGCAAUCUAAACCUACAAAAAAAGAAAAGCAAAAACUGUAACCUCCACGAAAAGAACCUAUAUCCCAGGAAACACUCAAAUAUCGAACUGUGUGUGCACUCAUAUUCGAGCCAAGUCAUGUUGUAUGUGAGAAUGUUUUAUAAAAAUACAAAUAAAGUGAGAAUUGUGUUGGAAAAA
This is a messenger RNA of Drosophila kikkawai, 2134 nucleotides long. RefSeq names its product LysM peptidoglycan-binding domain-containing protein red (gene red). Lineage: Eukaryota; Metazoa; Arthropoda; Insecta; Diptera; Drosophilidae. The record is from RefSeq and is a predicted model, not a curated record.